AUGAGAAUAUUAUUGCCGAUUCUUGUCUAUUUCACUUGUAUUAUCUGUGUUGAAUCAACGAGUUUCCCAUGCGGUCCCUCAUUCACUCCAUGUCCCGGCAGAAAAGCGCGCGGAGCAAUCACAAAUUCGAUUCUCGAUGAUCUUCGUUCAAAUUCCGACAUCAGUGUCCCGCUUCGAUCACUCGAAUUCGAUCUGGACAAUGAAGGAGAUGAAGAAGAGAGGCCAUUCGUGAUCGAAAACCGUCUUGGUCAAUCCCUUCUCCGUUUCUCAUUCCCAUCUGAGAUCUCGAAAUUCUUCUCCUAUUCAGCGCUCAUUUCCCAAGUCGCUUCACAGAAAUUGGCUAGUAAAGGAGCAACAUUGGAUCAAAUCGAGAAUAGCGAUUUGAAGGGGACAACGCUGGAAAAGAUUUGUCCAUUGAAAGCCAUCGAGGAAUGCAAAUUGGGAAAAUACAGGACGUAUUCUGGUGUAUGCAACAAUGUGGAGAGGCCGUUAUGGGGAUCGAUCAAUCAACAAAUGCAGAGAUUGCUGAAAGCUGAUUAUGAUGAUGGUAUCGCUGCACCACGAGGAUCCACUCAAAACGAUCGAUUGCCGUCACCUCUGCUGAUCUCUGACCUCUUCUCUUCACCUCAAAAUGUGCAUGUUUCGUGUUCAAUUUGGGUUUCUGUGUGGUCUUUAUUCAUCCUUGAUGAUCUCUCACUUCCAUCGAUUCCAUUUCUCAGCCAGGGCGCUCAGAAAUCAUAUUUUAAAGGCGAAUCUCCAAUACCUCUUCCUUGUUGUUCAAAUGAUGAGACACUUCAUCCUGAAUGUUUCCCAAUUCUUGGAAAUGACGGUGAAUGUCUUCCCUAUUCCCGUUCCAUGCUUUCUCCUCAUUCAAAUUGUUCACUCGGUUCUCGUGAACAAAUGAAUGAGGUGACAUCGUUUAUUGAUGGAAGUAAUAUUUAUGGAUCAAAUGUGGAUACAGUCAACAAAUUGAGGACAUUGAAAGAUGGAAAGCUUUCACUGAUCACUUCGCUCACCUCACCGAUCGGAUUUCCACCAAAUAGUGAAGGGCAAUCGCCUUGUUCAAGUUCUGUUCAGCAUUGUUUCCAAUCCGGUCAUCCCCGUUCCAAUCAAUUCCCAUCAACGUCGGCUCUCUAUAUUUUGUGGAUGAGACAACAUAAUAAUAUUGCUCGAGAGUUAAAGGAAGUGAAUAAACAUUGGAAUGACGAGCGAAUCUUCGAGGAAACGCGGAAAAUCAUCAUCGCUCAAAUUCAACAUAUCACUUAUUCUGAAAUGUUACCAAUGCUAAUUGGAAAAGAGACUCUUCGUCGUGAUGGAUUAUCGCUCAGAAAUCGGGGAUUUGAUUCAAAUUAUGAUAUGGAAGUGAAUCCGAACGCUUUGAACGAGUUUGUCUCGGUUUUGAGUGGUUUCUUUUAUUCGCUGCAUCCGCCGACAAUUCAAUAUCUUGAUGAGAAUGAUUCGGUUCUGAGAGAAGAUCCACUUCGAAAAGUGUUUAUGGAUCCGAGUCAACUCGUGAAUCGUGGAAGAUUUGAAGCGAUCAUGCGUUUUUUGUCUCGCCGCCAAAUGAAUCGUCCCGGUUUGACAAUGGCUGAAGAUUUGAGGAAACGAUUUUUGGGGGUUGAAGGUUUCGAUCUCGCCUCGUGGAUAAUCCAAAUGGGAAGAGAUCACGGGAUUCCAUCAUACAACAAAUGGAGACAUUCAUGUGGAUUGAUUGUACCGAAAGAUUGGAGGGAAUUCGGGGAAAUUAUUGGUGAUGAGAAGAAAGUUGAAGAGUUUGAGAAGAUCUAUCGAUCGAUUGACGAUGUUGAUCUGUUUGUGGGAGGAAUGGCUGAGAUAGCGAUUAAGGGAGCUCUUCUCGGACCGACGUUCAGCUGUAUUCUUUCCCGACAAUUUCACAACACUCGUGUCGGCGAUCGUUUCUGGUACGAGAAUUUCUUCACUCCAACCUCAUUCACCCAAGAGCAACUCGAAGAGAUCCGAAAGACGACAUUGGCAAGGAUCAUUUGCGAGAAUACGGAUUCCUCUCUUCACUCACUUCAACCACAUCUCUUUGUUGUGCCCGAUUUAUGGGGUAACUGUGAAGUUGAGUGUAAUUCGACGGUGAUUCCAAAAGUGAAUUUGAAAGUUUGGAUUGACGAGGAACCACAGCCAAAGCUGCCCAUUACACAGAAAACCCUCGAGAAAGCGAUUCGUUUGGGUUUUGAGCAAUUCGAGAGAUUGGAAAGAGAGGAAAAGUCGAGGAUUGAUCGAUUGAAUGUGAAUCUUGAAAGAGACUCAUCACUUGUCUCUCAUUCAUUGUUGAUGUCACCAAAGAAAGAAUCGAUUGACAUAUCGAGGAAAGCAUCGAUUCUAUCACAGGCGACAAGGAUACUCUUGGAUGGUACGGAACUCGAUCCAACCGAGCGUCUCCCAUCGGAUCUUUCCCUCAAAACUCUCCAAAAAUUGCUUCCAUCAAUCGACGUGGCAACAAUUAUCGGCAAUUUUACACCAUUUUUGGGUCGAGAGAAUCGAAAACGCGAAGAAUGCCUUCCGGAACCACUUCCAUGCGAUCACACAUACAAAUACAGAACCUAUUCGGGCUGGUGCAAUAAUUUGAAAUUCCCAAAGUACGGGAAUGCUUUCGGGCCGAUGAGGAGAUUGCUCGAUCCAGCCUAUGAUGAUGGUUUCGACCAUCCUCGAACUCUUUCCAAAACCGGACGCCCACUUCCAUCAGCUAGGAAAAUCUCGAAUCACGUUCACGCGGAUUCUCCAAAAUUUCACGUUAAAUUCACGCAUAUGUUGAUGCAAUUCGGGCAAAUCCUCGAUCACGACAUGAUGCAUUCGCCGAUUGCAAGAGGCCCAAACAACACGAUUCUCAAUUGUUCAGCGUGCGAUUCUUUCGAGAAAGUCUCAGUCCAUUGUUUUCCAAUUCGAAUCGAUCCCGGUGAUCCAUUCUUCCCGGCGACACACUCAAAUGGGAAACCGAGAUGUAUGCCAUUUGCGCGAAGUCUUCUCGCUCAACUCACUCUCGGAUAUCGAAAUCAGCUAAAUCAACUAACAUCAUUCCUUGAUGCAUCAACGAUUUACGGAUCAACCGAAUGUGAAGCGAAUCGAUUGAGACUCUUCUCGCGAGGAUUGCUCAACUUUACGAAUCUUGGUUUCAACAAAGAGGCACUGCCACAAGGACCACAAGAAAGGGAUUGUCGAUCGAUUCUCACCGAUUCGAAAGCUCGUUGUUUUGAGGCGGGCGAUGAGCGAGUGAAUGAGCAACCUGGAUUGGCCGCUUUGCACACGAUUUUCCUUCGUGAACACAAUCGAUUAGCGACCGAGUUGCGAAAAUUGAACAAUUUCUGGAAUGACGAGCAAUUGUAUCAAGAAACUCGUCGUAUCAUGAUCGCGAAACUUCAGCAUAUCAUCUUUUCCGAAUGGCUACCGGUAGUAGUCGGUUGUGAUACAAUGUCCCGCUAUGAUUUGAUGCCGAAAAAGACUGGCUAUUAUACGGAAUACGAUCCACAUUGUGAUGCAUCAAUUACCCAAGAAAUGUCGACUUCAGCUUUUCGUUUUGGUCACACUUUGAUACGGGCGGUUUUCCCGCGAAUGAAUGCCGCAUUUGGGAACGAGACUGAGCCAGUGCUGUUGAAAGAUCACUUCUCGAAUCCUCUUCCAUUGUACAAUAAAUCGGUGGGGCAUAUGGAAUCGCUAUUGAUGGGAUUAGUCGGAUCUGAAAGUAUGGCAUUCGACGCCUCAAUCACGGAUGCGGUCAGAAAUCAUCUAUUCGCCAAACCGGGAGGCCCACUCACAGGAAUCGAUCUCCCGGCGGUAAAUAUUCAAAGGGGAAGAGAUCACGGAGUCAAAGAAUACAACGCGUAUCGUGAAAUGUGCGGUUUUCCAAAAGCUCGUCACUUUUCCGAUCUCAAAGACACGAUGGACAACGAAGCGAUUAAGGCCCUCGAAAAGGCUUAUGAGAAUGUCGACGAUAUCGAUUUGUUCCCGGGAUUGAUGAGUGAGAGGCCACUGAAAGGUGCUUUGGUGGGGCCGAUGCUCGGCUGCAUUAUCGCCGAGCAAAUGCAACGAUUGAAGAAAUGCGAUCGUUUCUAUUAUGAAAAUGAUCAAUCAAACACUAAAUUCACUAUCGGACAACUGGCCGAAAUCCGGAAAUCCUCACUUUCUGGAAUGAUCUGUCGGAAUAGCAAUUGGGCUGCACAAAUGCAACCAAAUGUGUUCUUGAUGCCCGAUGAGUUGACUAACGCUCCAAUCGGCUGCAGUGAAGUGCCGGAGAUUGACCUGACCGAAUGGAUAGAUAGACAAUGGUGUGUGAUCGGGGAUCGGGUAAUUGGAAGAGGGAAAACAGCCAAAGCGACUCCAUGUGUUACUUGCACCUGCACAUCGGAUGGGCCCGAAUGCCACCCCAUACAAAUCGAAAAUUGUGAAACUCUACUGAACUUCUAUUCAUUGGAAGACAUACAAGCGGACACUUCUUGUGCGAUUCAAUGUUCUAGUCUAUUGAAAAGGCACACCGAAGAACUC
This is a messenger RNA of Mesorhabditis belari, 4506 nucleotides long. The record is from the annotation of a GenBank genome assembly. NCBI's taxonomy places the organism in Eukaryota, Metazoa, Nematoda, Chromadorea, Rhabditida, Rhabditidae.